UAUGAGUACAGAGGAAAUCAAAAGAUAAGUAGAGUAUUAUUUGUCAGAUAAAAACUUAUCCUAAGAUGAAUUCUUCCAUAAAUAGAUUAGUCAAAGCUAAGAUGGUUAUCUCUAAAUCUAAUUUAUACUUAAAUGCAAUAAGGUUAAGUAAAUGAAAGUCACUCAAGAAUAAAUUGUUGAAGCAAUUAAAACAUCAACUGAGGUAGAAUUAAGCCAGGAUUAAACAAGUAUUACUUUAUUCAUAACAUAAUAGGUGUUAGAAGAUUAAAUAAUAAGCCUUUACCAGAAUUAAUUAUUACUCAAACAAAUAAAAAAGUAAAAACUAACAAUGGUGAAGCAGUUGCUGUACAAUAAUAAUAGGAUGAAAAACCUUAAGAAGAAGUUAUUGAUAAUCCAUAUCAUAAUUUUGAACCACUCAUUUUUACAGUCAAGGCUCCAGCUGGUGUUGCAGUUAGUUGGACUCAAAUCACAGAGGCUCUAAUGAAAUAACAUAAUAUUAGUUCUCCAUAUGUUAGAUAUGGUAAGACUGAAGGCAACUUUGCUCUGUCUAAACCAAGAACUCCAGAAGAUAAUAUUGUUCGUUUAACUUCAGAGGGAAUUAAGAUUGGAGAACAUCAAUUAGAAAUUCAUGUAACAAAUGGAGAAGAAUUAACAUAAUUUUGGUCACAUCAUGGAAAACAUUAUGAAACUAUUAUUAAAAGAGCUAAAGAAACAUUUGCUCAUGGUGGUGCUGGCAAAGGAGGUAAUAAGAAAUAUGAAUAAAGAAAGUAAAAAAAGGAUAUUGUUUUUCAUAAUUAAAAAGUAAUUCAUUUAUAUAUAUAUUAAAUUAGUAUAGAGAUAUUUCUUAAUUAAAGAAUAUAUUCAAAACUAUAUUAGCUAGAUCUGAAAAUAAUACUCCUUUGAAAGAACCAUAUCAUUCAAUGUUAGUUUCCUUAUUGUAAUAUCAUGAUAAGAAAGACUAAAAAUUAAAUGGAUUGAAACACUUUACAGUCGGUUAACAUCCAGAUCAUGGUGAAACCAGAUGUUUCUUUGCUGUUAAAGAAGAUGGAUCAUCUGAGGAUUUCAGCAGUCUUAAAUGCAUCAAAAAUUUAGAAACAUCACUUGGUUUAUGAG
Paramecium pentaurelia is the source of this 1113-nucleotide messenger RNA. NCBI's taxonomy places the organism in Eukaryota, Ciliophora, Oligohymenophorea, Peniculida, Parameciidae. The record is from the annotation of a GenBank genome assembly.